AUAAAAAUAGAAACGAGGUUCAUGUUCCUCCUUGAACUCAACCCUCUCUUCAUGCAAGGCAAAACCCUAUUCUAUACGAAUUAGCCCUCUUCAAUUGUCCAAGGUUUCAACAUUAUGGCUACACCUUUAAUCGCAGGAAUUUCUGUGGCUGCUGCAGCUUAUGCUGGUAGGUGUGCUAUACUGGCUUUGAAUGCAUUGAAGAAUCGUAAAUUUUAUGAAGGUGGUUUCGAGGUUAUCAUGACUAAGAAAGAAGCAGCUCGCAUACUCGGUGUCAGAGCGCACGCUCAAACGGAUAAGAUUAAAGAAGCACAUAGAAGAGUGAUGGUAGCUAACCACCCAGAUGCAGGUGGAAGCCAUUUCCUUGCAUCCAAAAUUAAUGAAGCAAAAGAUGUGUUGCUUAGUAAGGGGAAGGGUAAUGGGUCAGCAUUUUGAAGCCUGCUCUCAGCUCAUUAUUUGGACAGUUCAGACAGCGGUCCUUACUAAAUCUCAAUAGUAUAUUGGUCCUUGCUUAAUUAUUUCUGGUAGACCCAAUAUAUAGGGACAACAUAGUCAAAUAGAACAUGCCUAGGCUACCAAUUGGUCCAAGUGAUAAAGCUCUAUUGUAACUUGUUUCAUUAAAGUUGAACCUUGAGAAGGUUAUCAAUUAAAGUGAUUUUUACUUGCACUUUUACCCAUUUUUGCUCCGUAAUCCCUUUUUCAAGUUUGUGCCCCUUCACCAUGAUGUUUGACAUGCAUUUCACUUUUGAA
This is a messenger RNA of Lotus japonicus, 747 nucleotides long. Its product is annotated as mitochondrial import inner membrane translocase subunit TIM14-1-like. Bases 115 to 432 code for a protein of 105 amino acids. The transcript is spliced from 3 exons. Lineage: Eukaryota; Viridiplantae; Streptophyta; Magnoliopsida; Fabales; Fabaceae. Gene Ontology annotation, biological process: protein import into mitochondrial matrix. Gene Ontology annotation, molecular function: ATPase activator activity. The record is from RefSeq and is a predicted model, not a curated record. Gene Ontology annotation, cellular component: PAM complex, Tim23 associated import motor.